UAACCAUCAUCCUUUCUCAGAAAAAUUGCGGAACCUUCGAUCGAUAUGAUACUUCGCUAAAAAUGUGAAAAAUGCAACAGGUGCAAUGGAAAGGAAUAAACUCCGAUUUUAUUGAUUAUUCGUUUUCGAUAUUUGUUCAAUAUACAUACCCGCACAUAACCUAUCAUAAUGGAUAACGAGUACAUAGUCAAAACCGUUCUUCAUGCUGGGUCAGAAGUGAUUAAUUUUGUACCAGGAACAAAGGUUAUAUUUCACUUUAGAACCACAAAAUGCGAUUCCGACAAAACAGUGAUAGAUGACAGUAGGACGAUGGGAAAUCCAAUGGAACUCAUAUUAGGGAAGAAAUUCAAGUUGGAAGUAUGGGAAGCAAUUGUACAAAAAAUGGCAUUGAACGAAGUUGCCUGUUUCAAAGUGCAUAAAAGUCUAGUGACUACAUAUCCUUUCGUCUCCAAGACACUAAGAGAGGCUGGCAAGCCGCAAUCACAAAAGCGUAGUCAUCACUGCUGCGGCGUUACUCUCCAGAAUGAAGGCAUUGGGUAUGCCGAUCUGGACGAACUUAUAAAAUAUCCUCAAGAUUUGGAAUUUACAAUAGAGCUUGUCAAAGUGGUAUUGCCAAAUGAAUAUGAGAAAGAGUCGUGGCAAAUGACAGAGAAUGAGAAGCUUGAGAGCAUUCCGCAUCUGAAGGAAAAGGGAAAUGCUUUGUUCAGAGAAAAAAAACAUGACAGCGCAUCUGAAAUAUAUGCAAAGGCGAUAGGAAUAUUAGAACAACUCAUGCUAGCCGAAAAACCGAACGAUGACGAAUGGUUAUCCUUGAAUCGAAUGAAGAUACCGUUGCUUUUGAACUAUGCGCAAUGUAAACUGUUGAAUAAAGAAUAUUAUUCAGUUAUUGAACAUUGUACAACAGUUCUAAAAACAGAGCCAG
This is a messenger RNA of Temnothorax curvispinosus, 922 nucleotides long. Its product is annotated as aryl-hydrocarbon-interacting protein-like 1. The record is from RefSeq and is a predicted model, not a curated record. Lineage: Eukaryota; Metazoa; Arthropoda; Insecta; Hymenoptera; Formicidae. The annotation marks the transcript as partial. The transcript has 6 exons. Gene Ontology annotation, molecular function: peptidyl-prolyl cis-trans isomerase activity; protein binding.